AUGGACUACCUCUACCAGAAUGCGCACGGGCAGGCUCCUCCCGAGCAGCUAUACUAUGACCAACAGGGGUUUGGCCAGAUACCUAUUUCUUACAUUGACGCUUCACUGAUCUCCGACUCUUGUACUCCCGUCGACCCAAGUCUCGAGUCAUACUCCCAAGUACAGUUCCAAGUGACAUGGCCAGGGCAUCAAACCCACCAGCUUCAACAAUACAUGGAAGGGCCGCGGACAUCCUUCUUCAUACCCGAUCAGGUUCACACGGCACAGAAUAUAAGCUACUCAGCCCAGACAAGCAACCCUCUUCCUCCGGCUUCGCAAAGGAGGCAUGGCUCUCCUUGCUCCCAGCAGACGUUGUCCAGCAGCGACUCCCAUAGCCCUCCCACUGAGAGCGACAUACUUCCGGCGACCCCUCCAGACUACUCGGCCACUUCUCCGUUCAUGCAACACAAACAAUACUCCGUCGACUGGGAAGCACAACAGCAAUAUCGAACUCACACGUUGCUUGGCAUGGGUAUGCAGGGUAGCGCUUGCGUCAACCCUCAUGAAGUAAACCUUUCCCAAGCCAUGUUCGAUGACGAUGUGAUCUCGACGAACCUCAACCCCAGCCGGACCUUCAGCUUCUGCACUGAGUCCGACGAUCUGAGUAUCGCCCAGCAUACAGGGGCAUACCCGUCAAGACAGAUUACCCCCGAACCUAUUAUCAAGAGCGAGAUCCACGUCGCCGAGCAACCCUUUGGGCCAGUCUACCCUGACCCUGAGCCCAGCGAACAAGAACCCUCCGAGUCGGCGAUCAAGGCUGAAGUCUCUUCGUUCAACGAUGGAGAGAAGGCCUUGGAUUUCGCGCCUAAAACUUCGAGGAAGCGUACUAGAAACCCUACUGUCAAAUCCCUUUCCAGCUCGACACCCGAGAGGAAGCGGCCAAGGGUCAACAGUAACGACAAUGGACAGACCCCCAACUUUACCGCACCAGUCCCUUCGUCUCGAAGGACCAAAAUCACCUGCACCGAGUGCAAGACUUCUUUCUCAGACGAAAGCACUUACCAGAAGCACAUGAAGCAGCACCACACUCGCCCCUUCGUGUGCGUCUUCAACUAUGCUGGAUGUCCGUCCACCUUUGCCAGCAAGAAUGAAUGGAAGCGCCACGUGAGCUCGCAACAUCUAGCACUGCAAUACUGGCUUUGCACUCAAGACGGCUGCUCCAAGACCACUAAUCCCCCAACUUCCCGGCGUUCAUCUUCUUCAAGUCCUAUCUCCCCGACGCCUCCAGCCCUGCCUAACGGCGCCAUCUUCAACCGAAAGGACCUAUACACCCAGCACGUCCGCCGCAUGCAUGUACCUCACAACGUCCGCAAGGCACAGAAGCAGAAGAAGCCGACUCCUGACUGGGACGAGCUUCUCAAAAGUCUCCAGACAGAAGCCGAAAAGACGCGCUGCGAUCUUCCACGGCACAUGAGAUGCCCUGCCGUCAACUGCAGCCAUGAAUUCAAUGGUCCCCAGGCCUGGGAUGAGCGCAUGGAGCACGUCGCCCGUCAUCUCGAACGCGCUGCGGACGGCAAGGAGCCCCCUGUCGUAUUUGGCGGCGAGGUCGACCCUACCCUUUCCAAUUGGGCCUCAAGUGCAGAAGUCUAUGUUGUUCGCAGGACAAACACCGCCCAGGGGUGGGAGCUCAUCAAUCCGCUCAAGGGCGAAGUUGGACCAUCUUCAGGGAAUGGAAAGCCUGGAAGUGGCAGCGGCAGCGUUCUUCCUUCGUCGUCACCUCUCAAGGAGAUUGUCGUUGCCGGCUACUCCGACGAGGACGCUGAGGGCGAGGACGAGGAGUAA
Colletotrichum truncatum is the source of this 1821-nucleotide messenger RNA. Its product is annotated as C2H2 finger domain-containing protein. The record is from RefSeq and is a predicted model, not a curated record. Gene Ontology annotation, molecular function: DNA-binding transcription factor activity. Lineage: Eukaryota; Fungi; Ascomycota; Sordariomycetes; Glomerellales; Glomerellaceae.